Messenger RNA from Cajanus cajan (pigeon pea), 3203 nucleotides. Its product is annotated as transducin family protein / WD-40 repeat family protein. Gene Ontology annotation, cellular component: Pwp2p-containing subcomplex of 90S preribosome; small-subunit processome. The record is from RefSeq and is a predicted model, not a curated record. Gene Ontology annotation, biological process: rRNA processing. Gene Ontology annotation, molecular function: protein binding. Lineage: Eukaryota; Viridiplantae; Streptophyta; Magnoliopsida; Fabales; Fabaceae.
UUCAACUGCGCAAGCGCAACAUAAAACCCUAACUCCAAAACCCUGAGCACUGUGAGUAGGCGGUGUUGGGUUAAAACCAUCUUCUUCUUCAUACCAUAGAAACCAAACAGAAGAAUAAGAAUUAUGGGCAUAUUUGAACCUUACAGAGCAAUCGGAUGCAUCACAAGCAGCGUCCCCUUCUCUGUUCAGAGACUCGGCACUGAAACUUUCGUUACUGUCAGCGUUGGAAAGGCUUUUCAGAUUUAUAAUUGUGCCAAGCUCAAUUUGGUUCUCGUUGGUCCUCAACUGCCGAAGAAGAUUAAUGCUCUUGCUUCCUAUCGCGAUUACACUUUUGCUGCGUAUGGAAACAACAUUGCAGUUUUCAAGCGUGCUCACCAGGUUGCAACUUGGAGCAAUCAUAAUGUUAAGGUUAAGCUGCUUCUGUUGUUCGGAGAUCAUAUUAUCAGUGUUGAUGUUCGUGGCAACAUGUUCUUGUGGGCAUUUAAGGGAAUUGAUGAGAACCUUGUUCCAUUUGGGCACAUAAUGCUAGGUGAGAAAUUUAGCCCCAGCUGCAUAAUGCAUCCGGACACUUACCUAAAUAAGGUUCUUAUUGGGAGUGAGCAAGGUCCUAUGCAGCUUUGGAACAUUAGCACAAAGAAAAAGAUUUUCGAGUUUAAGGGAUGGAAUUCACCCAUCUCCUGCUGUGUUUCAUCCCCUGCCUUAGAUGUUGUUGCAAUUGGCUGCAUAGACGGAAGGAUUCAUGUUCACAACAUUCGUUACGAUGAAGAGUUGGUUACAUUUACACAUUCUUCACGUGGUUCAGUGACCGCCUUAUCUUUCAGUACUGAUGGACAGCCUCUUCUAGCUUCAGGAGGUUCAUCUGGUGUUAUAAGCAUAUGGAAUCUGGAAAAGAAAAGGCUCCAGUCAGUUGUAAGAGAGGCUCAUGAUAGCGUGAUCACAUCACUACAUUUUUUUGCUAAUGAACCAGUGCUAAUGAGUUCAUCAGCAGACAACUCUGUUAAGAUGUGGAUUUUUGAUACAAGUGAUGGUGAUCCUCGUCUCUUGCGGUUUCGAAGUGGGCAUAGUGCCCCUCCCCUUUGCAUAAAGUUUUAUGCCAAUGGAAGACAUAUUCUAUCAGCAGGUCAGGAUCGCGCCUUUCGUCUUUUCUCUGUAGUUCAGGAUCAACAAAGCAGGGAGCUUUCUCAACGGCAUGUUUCUAAACGAGCUAAGAAACUGAAAGUGAAGGUGGAAGAAAUAAAAUUAAAGCCUGUGAUUGCAUUUGAUUGUGCCGAAAUUAGAGAACGUGAUUGGUGCAACGUGGUUACUUGUCAUAUGGAUACUGCCCAGGCAUAUGUUUGGAGACUUCAAAAUUUUGUUCUUGGUGAGCAUGUAUUGAAUCCAUGCCCUGAAAAUCCAACACCUGUAAAGGCUUGUGCCAUCAGUGCUUGUGGCAAUUUUGCCUUUCUAGGGACAGCAGGUGGUUGGAUUGAAAGGUUUAACCUUCAAUCUGGAAUUAGCAGGGGUACUUACAUUGACUUGUCAGAAUCAAGAAGUUGUGCUCAUGAUAGUGAAGUAGUUGGAGUUGCUUGUGACUCAACAAAUACUCUCAUGAUAAGUGCAGGAUACCAAGGAGAUAUAAAGGUUUGGAAUUUCAAAGAACGUGAUCUUAAAUCAAGAUGGGAGAUUGGUUGUUCUGUUGUUAAGAUUGUUUACCAUCGUUAUAAUGGUCUCCUGGCUACAGUAGCAGAUGAUUUAACAAUUCGAUUGUUUGAUGUCGUGGCUCUUAGACUUGUUCGUAAAUUUGAAGGCCACAAAGAUCGUAUAACAGAUUUGUGCUUCAGUGAUGAUGGGAAGUGGCUUCUGUCAUCUAGUAUGGAUGGAAGUCUUAGAAUUUGGGAUGUAAUCUUAGCAAGACAGAUAGAUGCAAUACAUGUUGAUGUACCUAUCACAGCAUUAUCUCUGUCCCCAAACAUGGAUAUAUUAGCAACUACCCAUGUUGAUAAAAAUGGAGUAUACCUAUGGGUAAACCAGUCGAUGUUCUCUAGUACUUCAAAUGUAGAUUCGUACGCAAGUGGAAAAGAGGUUGUGAGUGUCAAGUUGCCAUCUAUCUCUUCUGCAGAACGUUCUCGAGAUGAGCAUUCUGAUGAGCUGGUGAAUGCAUCUCAACCUAAAGAUGCACUGGAUUUUCCAACUCAAGAUAAGCAAAUACCGGAAUUAGUUACACUUUCACUACUGCCUAAGAGCCAGUGGCAGAACUUGAUCAAUUUGGACAUUAUAAAGGUUCGCAAUAAGCCUAUUGAGCCUCCGAAAAAACCUGAAAAAGCUCCAUUCUUCUUGCCUUCCGUUCCAUCCCUCUCUGGGGAAAUAUUGUUCGAGUCUGAUAAGUUAUCAUUAAAGGAGAACAAUGGAACAGAUGAUGAAAACCAAAUGAAGAAGACAAGAUUAGAUAUGCCACAAUCACGUUUUCUGUAUCUUCUUCAAAGCUCAAAAGAGACAGACAAUUAUGCAGCAUUCACUGAUUAUAUUAAAGGAUUAUCUCCAUCAACUCUGGAUAUGGAGCUUCGAAUGUUUCAGAUCAUUGAUGAUGAUGAUGAUGGUGAUCAACAAAAAGCAGAGAAGAGACCUGAGUUGCUAUCAAUAGAACGGCUUCUAGAUUAUUUUAUUCAUGAGCUUUCCUCAAGAAAUAAUUUUGAGUUUCUACAAGCUGUCAUCAGGUUAUUUUUGAAGAUACAUGGUGAGACAAUUCGGCAGCAGUCAAGCUUGCAAGAAAAGGCAAGGAAGCUUCUAGAUAUUCAGUGCAUGGUAUGGCAGAGGGUAGAUAAAUUAUUUCAAAGUUCUAGGUGUGUGGUUGCGUUUCUUAGUAAUUCCCAAAUUUAGGUGACGAACCUUCAACUUGCAAAUGGCGACCCUCGAGUGAUAGCAAAGACAAAGAAAAUGAAAACAAAAUAUUGAAUUAGUGAUGGCAAGCAUUUGUUCUUGCAUCUUUCCGUUGGAUUGUUAGAAAAGUCAGGGCAGCAAAUUUGUUAAAAGAUGGUGAUGAGUUUUUGUAUUAUCAUUGUCAAUUUUUGAGGGUGAUCUUGACGAGGAAUUCUUGUAACGGGAUAAAAUAGUAUGGUGUGCACAACAUGCCUGAGCCUUUUUUGUAACGCGAAUUUGUAUCACAGCCAAAUUGCAAUUUACAUUAUUCAUCUGUGCUUUAUUUAAUAGAAAUUUACAAGCGUUUA